GCGAUUGAUCUUCACGCUGGGAUUUAAAUAUUGAAAUCCGUUUAAAUCCGUUGCUUGUCUUCCGCAAGACAAAAACUUUAGUUUGUGUUGUAGAAGAAAGUCCAGGAAAGUCAACGGUGGAAUACACAAAUCUUUUCGUGAAGCAUACAUUCAACGGACAAGCAAUCCUGACCGAAACGGCAUAUUUCAGGCGUUACACGCUCCUGAGUAAUACGGACAGAAAACAGUUUCGGUCGAAAUGUCGAAAGAGGAGAAUGAAUGCGUUAUUCCGGACGUGAUAUACGACGUAAACUCGGGAAAUAGUUAUAUCAAAGGCCGAUUUUUCGGAAAGGGUGGUUUUGCAAAAUGUUACGAGAUCAGGGAAUCGAAAUCCCAUCGUGUAUUCGCUGGGAAAAUUGUGCCAAAAUCCCAAAUUACAAAAAGCAAUCACAGAGAAAAAAUGACACAAGAAAUCUCAAUUCAUCAGACUCUGGCUCACAAAAAUGUUGUUGGUUUUUAUGGGUUCUUCGAUGAUCCUCAGAAUAUAUACAUAAUUUUGGAGUUAUGUCGCAAAAGGUCAAUGAUGGAGUUACAUAAACGAAGGAAAGCUUUGACAGAAUGUGAGACAAGAUUUUACAUGAAGCAAAUAUUAGAUGGUGUCCAUUAUUUGCACCAAAAUAAAAUAAUUCACAGAGAUCUGAAAUUAGGUAAUGUAUUUUUGAGUGACGAACUGCAAGUUAAGAUUGGUGAUUUUGGAUUGGCUACUCGGUUGGAACAUGAAGGAGAACGUAAAAAGACAGUCUGUGGGACCCCAAAUUACAUAGCACCAGAAGUUUUGACUAAGUCUGGCCAUUCGUAUGAAGCUGAUAUAUGGAGCAUUGGAUGUAUCAUGUACACUCUGCUUGUGGGCAAACCUCCAUUUGAAACAUCUAGUUUAAGAGAAACUUACGCUAGAAUUAAACAAGUUCAGUAUAAAGUUCCUGCACACAUCAAUACAAUAGCCAUGAACAUGAUAACCAAUAUGUUGCAAGGAAAUCCAUCCAAACGUCCUUCUGUAGGCAAACUGUUGAAAGACCCGUUCUUCACUUGUGGUUACAUGCCAUUGAGUCUACCAGUUUCGUGUUUAACAAUGGCGCCUCGUUUAGACAUGCUAGAAAUGCACAAUCAACGUAAACCAUUGUCUGAAAUGAAUACUAAUGUAGGAGGAGAGGGACAAGACUUUAUAUUCAGAGUACCUAAUAGUCCAGCACGUAAGACAAAGCCUGCUGAUACAGUAAACGAAGUUCAGAAACUGAAUCAUGAUAUUAAAAAGAUGCUUCAGACACUAAGAGAGCAGCUGGCUGCAGUAUUAAAGCCUAAUCCUAGUAGAGAGACAACAUUGUCAGAAGAUGAAAUGACGGAUCCAGCCGCGCAGCCUGUUAUAUGGAUAAGUAAAUGGGUCGACUAUUCUGACAAAUAUGGCUUCGGAUAUCAACUUUCCGAUGACGGAGUCGGUGUUAUGUACAAUGACGGCACCCGGUUAAUUAUGCUAGCUAACUGUUUCAAUAUUCAUUACAUAAAUCGUGAAGGGAACGAGUUAUAUUAUACCGUCAGAGAAUAUCCGUCGGAAUUGGAGAAGAAAAUGAAGCUGAUGAAUUUCUUUUUGAAGUACAUGAAAGAGCAUCUAAUGAAAGCUGGAAGUUCUAUCAACGUGAAACCGUGCGAUGCUAUGUCCAGGAUACCAUACAUACAUCAGUGGUUCAGAACACAGAAUGCUGUAGUUAUGCAAUUGUCUAAUGGAACGGUGCAAAUAAAUUUCCUCGAUCACACGAAAAUUAUUAUGUGUCCGCUAAUGGCAGCUGUUACAUAUAUAGACACGGAAAAGAAUUUCAGAACAUACAGAUUUCAAACCAUACGCGAAAACGGCUGCUGUAAGGGUUUAGCGAAAAACUUAGCGUACGCAUAUGACAAACUUGUAUUGAUGUUAUCGAAUCCGCAAACUCGAUAAUCGUUGCUGGAAAUCUGUUGUGGGAACACGCUAAUGCUACAGUAUGUCGUAGAAAUAUUAGUAAUUUCUUCUUUUGUAAUAAGGGUAAUAUCUUUACACUUGGCGACUAACAAAUAUAGUUAAGUAAUUGUUUUAUUUUAUUUUGUAGAACCAUAUAGAACUUUUUACUAGGUGUUUUUAUUAUAACAGCCGAACAGAAAUCCGCAAAUCAUGCAAAUCAUCUUUAACAUUCCAAAAGGGGGCCCUGUUAUAUUUUUUUAGGACAGCUGACGAUUAAAUUGUGGUUGUAUUCCAUUGUAUAAUAACUCGUACUUUGACAUAAUUUUAGGGAUAAAAAUAAACGUUAAAUCUACGUGUCUUGCCAUGAUAUACACGAUACUCCACAAAAAUACCUUGGGUACAAUCGAAAAGAGCGAAAGCUCGUGAUAUGCUUUGUUGGAGUAGUGCAAUUUAAACAUUUGUCUAUUUAUUGAUAUUGAAGGAAAACAGGCGACUUGAACUUCAGUAGCCACAUCUGAGAAAAAAUAUUUUCAUAUUCAUAACUGACCAAUGUUUAGGGUCUGCUACGUAUGUAAUAUACGCGUGUGCAAUUCGUGCACCACCUAAACGUACUGAAAUUUAGGAUUUUCUUGAGCCUAGAAAUGGCUUCAAAA
Messenger RNA from Dufourea novaeangliae, 2619 nucleotides. It is a transcript of the gene polo, whose product is annotated as serine/threonine-protein kinase PLK1. The transcript is spliced from 7 exons. Gene Ontology annotation, biological process: regulation of cytokinesis; protein phosphorylation; mitotic cell cycle. Gene Ontology annotation, cellular component: nucleus; spindle pole; cytoplasm. Gene Ontology annotation, molecular function: ATP binding; protein binding; protein serine/threonine kinase activity. NCBI's taxonomy places the organism in Eukaryota, Metazoa, Arthropoda, Insecta, Hymenoptera, Halictidae. The coding region runs from base 239 to 1966 and encodes 575 amino acids. The record is from RefSeq and is a predicted model, not a curated record.